This is a messenger RNA of Sinocyclocheilus grahami, 3863 nucleotides long. RefSeq names its product terminal uridylyltransferase 4-like. The record is from RefSeq and is a predicted model, not a curated record. The annotation marks the transcript as partial. The transcript is spliced from 25 exons. Gene Ontology annotation, molecular function: nucleic acid binding; zinc ion binding; RNA uridylyltransferase activity. NCBI's taxonomy places the organism in Eukaryota, Metazoa, Chordata, Actinopteri, Cypriniformes, Cyprinidae.
AACCUUCAACCCAGAGCCCUUUGGGCUUUUCUUCAUUCUCAUCCGGAGAGAAGAGGAGUGGCAUGGAGGACCCCAAAAGCCCCGUGAAGGUGGUCAAACCUUCCCGCUCGAACGGGGGCAAGGUGUCGUCCUCCAAACCCCAGUGGGAGAGCACCACAGUCCCGAGCCGAAGCAAGGAUGCCAUCCCCAGGGUGAAAGAGGAGAUCCAGGGCGGUCCCAGCACUGGCAGGACCUGCAUCGGCAGCCCCCAGGAGCCGGGGAAGGGCAAAGCCCGCCGGCUGACGGGCAGAACUAACUCUGGCGAGAGGGGGAAAGGGAAGACCCAGCCCAGUGAGGGCCGUCAGCAAAGCCAGGAGAACAAAACUCCGGUCCGAAACAGUGGACCGGUCAAGGAUGGAGGAGCAGCACCGCUGGAGAUCUCGACACACGACAACACCAUCACCACCGCUAAAGACAGCAUAACCGGUGUGGAGGCGGGCAGACAGAGAGCCGAGGUCGUGGAGGUUGGAAACCUGACCUCUGACCAGCAGCUGGGACUCAAACAGGCGGAGGCGAGACUGCAGAGGGACUACAUCCACCGGCUGCUCAAGCCGUCGCCGGAGUACCCCAAUUUCCAGUAUCUAUGCAAACUGUGUUCAGUCCACGUGGAGAACAUCCAGGGUGCUCACAAGCACAUUAAAGAGAAACGUCACAAGAAGAACAUCAUGGAGAAGCAGGAGGAGAAUGAGCUACGAGCGCUGCCGGCUCCCUCUCUGGCUCAGUUGAGGGCACUAGACUCGGUCGUGCUGGAGGCGGCAGAGACGCACGGCAUCUCGGAGGAAGACUUCGCGCUGAGGCAAGCCGUGGUGCUCCGGAUGGAGGGGAUUAUAUGCAAACAACUCACAGCAUGUUCUCUCCGUCUGUACGGCUCAUGUCUCACCCGCUUCGCCUUCAAAACGAGUGACGUCAACAUCGACGUCUCUUAUCCCUCCACUAUGACUCAGCCUGAUGUGCUGAUCCAGGUGCUGGAGAUCCUCAAGAACAGCGAUAUGCCGAGGCUCGUGCCUCUGGUUCUGGCCUUCCGUCACUGGGCCAACCUGUGCCACAUCGACUGUCAGGCGGAGGGAGGAAUCCCGUCCUACUCGCUGUCUCUGAUGGUCAUAUUCUUCCUGCAACAGAGAGCCAAGCCCAUCCUGCCCGUUUAUCUAGGACGCUGGAUCAAGGGCUUCGACGUGAAGCGUGUGGAUGAGUUUCACCUGACGGGGUUGGAGUUGGACUCGUUCGUGGGUUGGGAGCACAGACCCGCUCCUGCAGGCGAGGGCCGCGGGGACGGCAAAGCCAAACAUGAACCCAAAACCCAGACUGAGAAGAAGGGUGGAUAUGCUAAGGGCAAGACUCGUCUGACGCUGAAGCAGCCGGUGAGCGCGUCUCUAGGUCAGCUGUGGCUGGAGCUCCUGCGCUUUUACACGCUAGAGUUUGCACUGGAGGAGCACAUCAUCAGCAUCCGUCUGAAAGAGCUGCUGCCGCGGGAGCUGAAGAACUGGCCUCGCCGCAGACUCGCCAUCGAGGAUCCAUUUGCGUUGAAGAGGAACGUGGCUCGCAGUCUGAACAGUCAGAUGGUGUUCGAGUACAUCCAGGAGCGUUUCCGCACGGCCUACAAGUAUUUCGCCUGUCCUCAGAGCAGGAACGGAGCGAACGCCAGCCGCGGCUUACUGAGGAAGAAACCCAGACGCUCUCACACGGCCCGAUCCUGCAGCCUGGACCGAAAGAACCGUGCGGAGGCGGAGAAGAGCGGCGAGGAGGACGCAGACAGCAGUGAUGAUGAGGACGAGAGAGAUAUGGAGGAAGAGGAGAGCCUGAGAGCGGGGUUCACAGAGCUCCUGGUGAGCGACGCUGGGAUGGACACCAGAUCGGUUUCACAGGAACCCUCCACAGCGGAGUCUCCUUCUGCCCUGAACGGCCUGCUGAUGGACAGUGAGGAGGAGGAGGAGGAGGAUAAAGAUCAAGAGAUGGAGAAACCGGACAGUAUUGCUCCAGAAGACAUGCACUACAUCUUUGACAGGAUGAUCUUCACUGGUGGAAAGCCGCCAACAGUCGUGUGCAGCAUCUGCAAGAGAGACGGCCACCUUAAAGACGAAUGUCCUGAAGACUUCAAGAAGAUCGAGCUGAAACCCCUGCCGCCCAUGACUGAGCGCUUCAGAGAAAUCCUGGACGGACUCUGCAUGCUGUGCUACCGUGAGUUGUCACCAUCUCUCGUCGAGCAGCAGAAGAGGGAGCAGAUUCUGGGCAGUCUGGAGCGCUUCAUCAGAAAAGAGUACAACGAUAAGGCCCAGCUCUGUCUGUUUGGCUCUUCUAAGAACGGCUUUGGCUUUCGUGACAGUGACCUGGACAUCUGUAUGACACUGGAGGGUCACGACACCUCUGAGAAACUCAACUGUAAGGAGAUCAUUGAGGGUUUAGCCAAGGUGCUGAAGAAACACACAGGUUUAAGGAAUAUUUUGCCUAUCACAACUGCUAAAGUGCCUAUAGUGAAGUUUGAACACAGGCAGAGCGGACUGGAGGGAGACAUCAGCCUCUACAACACACUGGCCCAACACAACACCAGAAUGCUGGCCACAUAUGCUGCUAUAGACCCUCGUGUGCAGUUUCUGGGCUACACUAUGAAAGUAUUUGCCAAGCGCUGUGACAUUGGCGACGCCUCCAGAGGAAGUCUCUCCUCCUAUGCUUACAUCCUCAUGGUGCUGUAUUUCCUACAACAGAGACAACCACCAGUCAUCCCUGUGUUACAAGAGAUAUUCGUUGGGAACACUGUUCCUCAGAGGAUGGUGGAUGGCUGGAACGCUUUCUUCUUCGAUGAUCUUAAUGAGCUGGUAAAUCCCUUUGACUUGAAUCACAAUCUUGGGGCCGGUGUUUCUCGCAAAAUGACUAACUUCAUCAUGAAGGCCUUCAUCAACGGCAGGAAGCUGUUUGGCACCCCGUUUUACCCUCAGCUGGGAACAGAGGCCGAUUACUUCUUUGACUCGAAGGUGCUGACGGACGGAGAACUGGCUCCUAAUGACCGCUGCUGUCGGAUCUGCGGGAAGAUCGGCCACUAUAUGAAGGACUGCCCAAAGAGGCGCAGAAUGAAGAGAAAGGAGAAUGAGCGUGAGGAGGAGGUCAGGGAGGAGGACAGGGAGCCCAGAGAGAGACGCUGCUUUCAGUGUGGUGAUAUGGGUCAUGUGAGGAGAGACUGUCCCGAUUACAAACACCUCCGUCAGAGAGCAGCGGCAGGACCAGUCCCUCACAUGGUCCGGGCCAUGGCGAGCUCUCAGUCCAUCCCCGUUCCUCAAGGUGCUUCAGUCCAGGAUCGGGCCGGACGGACCAGGCAGCCCUCUGAAUGUUCUGAUACGCGUCAGACUCCUCCGUACUCCCCUCAGCCGUCUCCCUACAGCCAGGCAUCCGUCUCUCCGCAGAACAGCAAGCCUUCCUCUGCAUCCUCUACCUCCAAACCCUCCCAACCGCAGCCGCAGGUUCCACAGGUCCAGCUCCCCAUCUUCAGCUUUCCCCACUCCCACCCGGGCCAGUAUCACACCGGGCUCUCGGCGCUGGGCCUCCUGCCUGCCCACCCCCAGCAGCCGCCCCUCACCUCGGCCUCCUGGCCCAUCCACGGCCCUCUCAUCCAGGGCUCCGGGGUCUCCACCGCCUCCGGCCACCCGUCCUCUCCGGGCCUGAAGUUCGCCGUCCGGGGCGGCAGAGGCGGGCCAGCGGUGAGCCCCGCCCCAAUGAACCUGAACGACCCCAGCAUCAUCUUCGCUCAGCCGUCGACGGGACGGGCGGCUGGUGGAGUGGGCGGCGGCCCCGCCAGAGAAAGGGGGCACCCCUGGCACAAUCACCAUCUCAAUCCG